UUCAUCAACAACUACUAUAGGAAGCUCCCUGUGCAAAGCUGCAUUACAAUAAUCGCCUUCAAUUUCUCCGUUAAUUAAUAAUAAAUUAAUAAAAUAAAAUGCCUUCAGGAGAAGAUGCAAUUAGGAAAAAGAAAAACAAAUUAAUCAGAAAGAAGCUGCGUAGCGAGUCAAACAAAGUCUCUAAUCGUAUCGCCGCCAUUAUCGCUCAGAAAAAACGCCGCCAAUCUGGCAAACGCAGAAUGUGUCAGGGGAUGUGUUUUAGCCUCCCCACACUCGAAGAUCCAUUUAAUGAUGGCCUUAUGAAUAAGGAUGUUAAGAAAAAGGACAAGAAGAAAAAGACUAAGAAAGAUAAGCAAUCUAAAAAUGUUGAUAUUGUGACUGAAAAUGGAAGCGAUGUUUCCCAGAAUAAGAGGAAGGCCAACCAGUCUAUAGGAUCAAAAGGAAAAGGCGAGAUAUCAAAGAGGGCGAGGGUUAAGAUUGAGUCAACACAGCGAGAUAAGAAAGGAAGCGACACAAAGCUUAAUGGGAAUGUUACCAAGGAUGAAGGUUGCCCAUCAAAAUUUUUGAUUUCGUGUUUGAAGACGGUACAAGAUAUGAUGCUUCAUAAUGAAGCUUUUGAACGUGGUAAACCUUUGUUUUUUGACUCAUGGGGGUUUGAAUUUUGGAGAUGCCAUUCGAGUGGAACACAUGUGUUGGAGACAAGAGGAGGUGCUUCUAUGGAGCAAAUUGCGUGGAUAGGUGCAUCUGCUGUUGAUACCAUUACAAGAAAGGAAAAAGAAGGUGUAUCUUUUACGAGCCCUUACCUUUUGUUUCUUGUACCUUCACAAGAAAAAGCAACACAGGUACGUGCUGUGUGCAAGCCUAUGAAGGCAUUCGGAAUACAUACUGUGAGUCUACAUCCUGGUGCCUCUGUAGAUCAUCAAGUUCUUGGAUUAAAAACUUGUGAGCCAGAAUUCAUUGUAUGCACGCCGGACAGGCUUUUGGAGCUUGUUUCCAUGGAGGCCAUUGAUAUUUCCGGAGUUCGUUCACUGAUUAUUGAUGAACUGGAUCCUUCUACCGGAGAUGCUUACCUUGAUAGCAUCAAAUCUAUUCGGAAGCUUAUUUCUGUUGACCCACAUACGGUGCUUUUUACAAGUGGGUUGAUCGAUACAUAUUUAUCUGCCAUAUCAAGUCUUCUGCCAAGCCCAAUGUGUAAAUUGUCAUGAGAGGAAAAGCUGCAUAAGGUCUGAAAGCUGCAUAAGUAAGAAUGCACUUACAGUUUCUGGAUGUAUUCGGAUUUUGAUGAGCGGAUUCAACAAUUUAAGUGAGGUUGAGAUGGUAGUUAUGUAUUUUUGAUAUUGCAUUAGACGAUUCAAAGAUCCCCACAUGAAGGAUGGCACUAUAUAUCGCAUUAGGGAAAUUGCACCGUCAAUUUAACCAAAGAAGAAUGUAACAAUUGGAGGCAUCAUUAGCCAAAGUUCGUCAACUAGUCGGCAACAAGUGCAUCAAGUCCUAAAACAACUAUGUAUUCCCCAAAAGUCCUUUGUCUUUACAACACUAGUUUCAGUGUUUUUAAAAGCGUACUCGUUUUUAUCACCACAUUUGGAUUUUCACCUAUGUUCUGUUCUAAUUUUGAUCUCAAAUAUUUUACAUCACUUUGGUACAAAUGAUCUUAACAUGAUACAUGCUAUAAUAAUUAAUACUAAAAUGUUGAGUUGACACCAA
Messenger RNA from Erigeron canadensis, 1704 nucleotides. RefSeq lists its product as uncharacterized. Gene Ontology annotation, biological process: cytoplasmic stress granule assembly; P-body assembly. The transcript has 6 exons. Gene Ontology annotation, molecular function: ATP binding; mRNA binding. Gene Ontology annotation, cellular component: P-body; cytoplasmic stress granule. Lineage: Eukaryota; Viridiplantae; Streptophyta; Magnoliopsida; Asterales; Asteraceae. The record is from RefSeq and is a predicted model, not a curated record. Bases 99 to 1205 code for a protein of 368 amino acids.